UCUGUUCUCUGCUGCGGAAAAAAAGAACGAAGUGUUAUAAACAUACCAGAAUUCUAGUAAUGAGUGAGAACUGAUAAAGAUUAUCUACCGGCUGAUAAAAAUUUGUAUUUUCGGGAGAAAUAUUUAGUGUUUUUCGUUUAGAAGAUGUUGGCAAGACACGUGGUUUGUAUGCGGUAAAAUGACGCGUUGCAAAAUUUUAUUUUUGUCUUUCUUGGAUUGAAAUUGUAUGUUCUUGAAGAAACCUUUUCCAUAUGAUUAAUUUGGUGGAUUGAAAAUGACCGGAAGACGUACCUCUUCGCGUUUGAAUGUGCCGAUGCAACGAAGCGAUAGUGGUAGUGGAGAUGAGUUGAACUUUGAAGAUGUCCCUGCUGAUGAUGAAAUGCAAUCAUCCCCCCUUUCUCCCAGUUUCUCCCCCAUUACUUCCCCUUCUCACAGAGUAAAGAAACGAGAACGUACAUGGUCAUCUUCAAAAUCAGGUGUAUCAAGAGAGCCUGUACUCAGGACAAGACAGAGGACCAUCUACACAGCUGGUCGUCCACCGUGGUAUGACACUCAAGGACAACUGGUGGAGCCAUUUGUAAUUGGAAUUUGUGGUGGCAGUGCUUCUGGUAAGACAACUGUAGCCAGAAAGGUGAUUGAAGCUUUAGAUGUUCCUUGGGUAACUCUGUUGAGUAUGGACUCAUUUUACAAAGUGUUGGAUGAAGAACAUCAUAGGAAGGCCAAAAAUAAUGAUUAUAACUUUGAUCAUCCAGAUGCUUUUGAUUUUGAUUUACUUAUUGAAACUCUGAGAAAGCUAAAGGAAGGAAGAAGUGUUGAUGUUCCCAUUUAUAACUUUGUCUCUCAUUCCAGGGAAAAAAGAAUGAAGACAAUGUAUGGUGCAAAUGUUAUAAUCUUUGAAGGCAUUCUAAUAUUUGCCCAUAAACAACUAAUUGAAAUGAUGGACAUGAAAGUGUAUAUUGAAACAGACUCAGAUAUUCGGCUUGCCAGGAGGUUGAGACGAGAUAUCAUGGAAAGGGGACGUGACCUUGAAGGAGUCUUAAAGCAGUAUGAGAAGUUUGUAAAACCUGCUUUUGACUACUAUAUAGCUCCUACUGUAGUUCAUGCAGAUCUUAUCGUCCCCAGAGGAGGUGAAAAUGAAAUUGCCAUUUCUCUAAUUGUUCAGCAUGUUCAUACGCAAUUGCAACUGAGGGGCCUUAAAUUAAGAACAAAAUUGGCCCAGUGUCAUUCAGGUCAACCUCUUCCGGAAGCUCUUUCAAUUCUUCCUUCCACAUCUCAAAUUAAAGGCCUCUACACCUUCAUUCGGGAUAAAAAUACUUCCCGUGAUGAGUUUAUUUUCUAUUCCAAACGGCUCAUGAGGCUUCUUAUAGAGUUCUCCCUGUCUUUGCUUCCUUUCAAAGCAAUUACCAUUGAAACACCACAAGGUAUUCCUUAUCAGGGAAAACGAAUUGCCACUGAAAAAAUCUGUGGUGUUUCUAUUUUGCGAGCUGGAGAAACAAUGGAACAAGCUUUAUGCGAUGUUUUGAAGGAUGUGAGGUUAGGUAAAAUCCUCAUUCAGACUAACCAAGAUACUGGUGAACCUGAGCUGUAUUACCUUCGACUGCCUAAGGACAUUAAGGAUUAUUUCAUAAUACUUAUGGAUGCUACUGUGGCAACGGGUGCUGCUGCCAUGAUGGCCAUUCGAGUUCUACUUGACCAUGAUGUCCCGGAAGAAAAUAUAAUGCUCUGUUCUUUAUUAAUGGCUGAAUCUGGAGUUCAUACAAUAGCUUAUGCCUUUCCAAAAGUGAAAAUAGUUACUUCAGAAGUUGACCCUGAAGUCAAUGAUAGGUUUUAUAUCAUGCCUGGAAUUGGAAAUUUUGGUGAUCGAUAUUUUGGAACCGAAGCCUUUUAGACUGUGAUAGCUACUUUUGACCACUAGUAAUGUAUAAAGGAAAAACAAGUUUGACCAAGACCCUGGCCUUUAAUUGCUAUUGUGUUGACUUUGUAUAAAGUAUAUUUAUUUAUUUCUAUUUAUCAAUUUGUUAUUGACCUCUUCCCCCUAUACACAAUCUUAUAUGAUAAAAUUAAAUAUUAUAAAAACAAUUGAUAUUCAGGGCCUUUCCGUGAUCAACUGUUAAAAAAAUCAUUGUUUAAGUUAAAUAUUAAAUCUCAUUGGAGAGGCAAAUCUUCUUUUGAUAAUUUUUUCAGUCAAUUCAUUCUUGUCAAUUGUUUCUUGAAAUUUAAAAGUUCUAGUCUUUGUUUUGAAAAUAUUUCCUCCUUGAAAUUUUAUUGUUGAUCUUUCUAGUCUGUUAGUAAAAUGGGGAAAGAAAGAAGUAUUGAAAGUAAAGAAUGAUGGAUAACGGAUAUGCUUGCAUUUGUUUUUUUGAAUGCCAAAUAUUAUAGAAUUCCAAUAUUUGUUGCAUUUCUCAAUUGUUUAUCAAAAACUUAUUCCAUUAUUGGACAUCUUUUUUAUUAUUAUUAUUUUGGAAGUUUCAACCGAUAUUGGUGGAAGAAGUAUUUGUAGAUUUGUACAGAACUAUACCACAUUACUAACUUGUGUAAAAUAAAUGCUGUGAAAAUGA
Molecule: messenger RNA, 2558 nt
Organism: Argiope bruennichi
Lineage: Eukaryota; Metazoa; Arthropoda; Arachnida; Araneae; Araneidae
Product: uridine-cytidine kinase-like 1
Exons: 14
Coding region: 275-1888 (537 amino acids)
Cellular component (GO): cytoplasm
Molecular function (GO): kinase activity; ATP binding
Source: RefSeq, a predicted model, not a curated record